Molecule: messenger RNA, 1761 nt
Organism: Klebsormidium nitens
Lineage: Eukaryota; Viridiplantae; Streptophyta; Klebsormidiophyceae; Klebsormidiales; Klebsormidiaceae
Source: the annotation of a GenBank genome assembly
AUGAAGCAGACCCCCCAAAAAGAUGAAACGGGCAAAGCGGUCAGACUGACGCGUGGCCCGGAGAGGAUGACCGAGGAGCAGGCGGGGCUUCUCCACCACGACCCGUCGUCCUCUUGCGUUUCCACCAGGCGCGCUUCCUGUCGGGCAUCGUCCCCCUCUCCUGCUCUCCUCAGGGUGCAAGAACCGCCCUUCCGGCUCUCGCUCGUGUAUCCCCAGCCUCCAACCAUGAUGGCUGAGCACCUCCAGAUUGGCCUGGGCCACCAUCUGGCAGAGCAGGAGCAGCUGCAGCACCAUCAUGCUCAGCACCAUGGCCAGAGCUUGACAAGCCUGCUGCAGACCCCUGACGAGGACAAGCUGCAGACCCUGCCCAACGCUCUUCAAAGUGCUCUGCGCUCCGCCCGUAUCCGCUUUGCCAACAUCUUUGUGCGACUCUAUGUCAAGGGGACGGCCAUCCCGGUCGAGCAUGCAGCUGCCAUCCCCACAGAUGAGCCUCUCAGGAAGAGGCAGAAGACCGAUGGAGCCUUCUCUGCGGAAACCAAGUAUGUGGGGCAUCCUGGCAUCAAGAUUCCCAAGGUCUUCAUUGGAAAUCUGUACUAUAAGAAGGUUGCUGAGGCUGAUGCCAGGCUGGGCCAGACCAUGGGGCCUCAACUGGAUGGGAGGACCCUAGCCCUGGACAACACGAGUGCCACUGGACUGUUUGUGGCUCUGAGGAAAGUGUUCCCAGAGAAAGGGGAGGUCAGCUAUCCUCAGAAGGAGAUUCACUCCUCCGCUCGUGUGGCCAAGCUGUAUCCCGAGCUUGGUGUGGAGGAGGAUGACUUCACCAGGCUGCGCCUCAUCCACGGCCUGGAGAUCCAGCACCAUCCUGACCUCAACAACGUGGAUCUUACCCAGGAUGACAUCGAAUGGUUCCGUCAGAUGGUUGGGCGUGCGAGCCUGGACAUCAGCGAGGCUGAGUACAAGCACCCCGUGACGUACAAGAAGGGCGUCACGCACAUGACCAUGAAGGAGCGCCAAGAGCACGGCAUCACGGGCGUCAGCCGCUCGUCCAAGUCAUCCAAGGCCAACAGCAAGAAGAGCGGGCCCCCGCUCGGCGCGUUCGCCAUCCAGAUCCUUCCGGACGGCGGCUCGCGCCCGGUCACAGAUUGCCAGAUCCUGGGCCAGGCGAGCAAGCGUCCGUUCUUCCAGGUCAAGCUGGGCCUGCCAUGGCACGCCAACUCGCCCGAUCUAGUGACUGUGGAGCUGACCGACUGUGGAAGGUUGACGGUGAUUGUCAAGGGGACCGAGACGUUCCCCGAGGAGACGCGGUAUGAGAUCGGGCUGCAGUCGAGCAUCGACGUGCAAAAGAGCAAGAGCCGGCUGCAAGGGACCCACCUGCUUGUCAUGGCGUACCCGCGCCCGCAGCAGACGCGGACGCUGGAGGUUGCGAUGGCUGAUACCAAGGGACAAGCGUAGGGACUCGAGUCGAGGUCUAGUUGCUACUAGGUGGCUCAAAUCUGGUGCCCUGGUUUCAUAUGGGGCUCCGCACUAUGUGAAAGCAGUUUGUAGGGGUGCUUGGCUCCUAUUGUAGAUGUGCGUACGAUACUGUGAGUAGGUGCUUAGCAAGGCGUUUUUCUGCAUGUGGUUUCUUGCCACAAACAGCGGUACGUGGGCAGCUCCACUCUUAGACGACUGACAUUGUUGUGUGCUACACUUCUAAGUCGUCAUGCUCAAACGGCCGUUCUUCAGCAUUACCGCAGUUGAAACAUGAGAUAUGGAUGUGCC